This is a messenger RNA of Amorphotheca resinae ATCC 22711, 2272 nucleotides long. RefSeq lists its product as hypothetical. Gene Ontology annotation, molecular function: zinc ion binding; DNA-binding transcription factor activity, RNA polymerase II-specific; DNA binding. Gene Ontology annotation, biological process: DNA-templated transcription; regulation of DNA-templated transcription. Bases 1 to 2250 code for a protein of 749 amino acids. The record is from RefSeq and is a predicted model, not a curated record. The transcript has 6 exons. NCBI's taxonomy places the organism in Eukaryota, Fungi, Ascomycota, Leotiomycetes, Helotiales, Amorphothecaceae.
AUGUCAGCAGAAGAUAGAAACAUCCCUCGGGAACGAAGUAGACGUGCUACCGCCGCUUGCGAUUCCUGUCGACAGAGAAAGAUAAAAUGCGAUAAUACCAAGCCAAGGUGCCGAAAUUGUGAGAUACACGAUAAGUCUUGCUCUUACGUGAGGCGGCUGGAGAAACCCAGGCCUUCGAACGCACGUAUCAUCCGCUUAGAAGAGGAGAAUCGCCGACUCCAGGAAUCUUUGUCGAGACUGGGCAUGCUCAUAUCCUCUGAAGGAAAAGAUACAGCGACUACACCCUCUUCAUCUCCUCUCACAGUAGCCACUCGAGGGCCAUCAAACACACCGGCAGUCAUCGCUGCUGAUUUACCAGAGACUUCCAAAUCUCUUACUAGCAGUUCACCUGCGCCACCCGUCUCGUUUUCCGCGGAUCGGGAGUCACGAUAUCAUGGCCCAACCAGUGCAUUGUUUGAUGAAACAUCUUCUAAUCCCGAGACACGGCUGAACCCAACUGCAGUUCCGAAUGUCCCUGAGGCUUGGAUACAGAAUAAAUUACUAGGGCAAACCGCAAGGCAACGACAGCUUGAAUCUAUCAACUUUUCUUCUGGCAAACUUGAUUUCGAUGGCGUCGAACCAGGCCUGGGUAUGCAACUCCUCUCUAUCCACUGGAAUCGUCAAAACCAUUAUGGUUUAAUUGUCUAUCGAAGUGCCUUUAUGCGGGACAUGGCUUGCGGAGGGCCAUAUUUCUCGAAACUUCUUCUUAACGCAAUAUAUUUUGGAGCGUCUCCACAUUGUUCCAGGCCUGAGAUACGUCGUGAUCCCGAGGAUGUUCGAACGGCAGGAUGGCUAUAUCGACAGCGGGCCAUGGAGCUGCUAAGCACGUCGUUCGAUAAGAGUAAGAUCACUACUAUACAAGCCUUGCUUAUAAUGGCACAGGCCCUAUUUACGUGGUGUGACGAGAGAAGUGCCUCAUGGCUGUAUGCUGGAAUGGCUUUCAAUAUGAUCAUUGACUUAGGGCUGCAUGUUGAUGCACCUUCAUGCGCGGCGACCCUUUCCGAGGAGGAUUUAGAGAUCCGUCGAAGAGUCUUUUGGGCGGCUUUUGCUAUAGAUAAAGUUCAAUCUCUUUAUCAGGGAAGACCUGCUUGUCUCCGCGAAGCUAAUACCAAUGUUCCUAUAAAAUUCUUGGACGAAUACGAAGAAUUAGACCACUUCAACGGACUCUCGUAUACCGAGUCCCAAAGCUAUCCCCAUUCUCCAGUAUAUGGCAUCUCUUCGUUCAGAGAGCUGUGCAAGCUUAGCGUCAUCAUGGACAGGAUUCUUGGCAGCCUCUACGCAGAGAAGAGCGCAACGAGGAAUCCAGAUGAUCUCUUUCAGGAAUCAAAAGCUCUAUAUACUGAUCUAGAGCGCUGGCGCAAAGAUUUGCCGUCCUCUCUGGACUUCAAGCUUGUCGGGAGUGGCGACACAACCCUGCUGCCUCAUAUGCUUUCGAUCUUAGCGAUGUUCAAUGUCCUCGUUAUAUUACUCCACCGACCAUUUGUCUCGGAUGGCCACCUCUGUUCUACUACUGCGUCGGUUGCAUAUGAUUCAUUUCUUAUAUGCGCAUCUGCCGCAACGGAGAUUGAUCACAUUUUACGGGCAUACAGCAAGGUGUUCUCAAUGAGAUAUUCGCCCUACUUCCUUUCCUAUGCUACAUAUGUAAGCGCAACAAUCCAUGUUCGUAUAGCCGCUCAAAGGGAACCUGGGUCAGAAGCACAUCGUUCGCUACAGAAUUGUUUAGACGUGCUCACCGAGCAUCAGUCUCUUUGCGCGGCACCUAGGAGGGCGAAACGUAUUAUCGAGAGCCUCGCGAAGCGUAUGGGUGUUACAACUUCCACAGGAAAUAAGGGGGCCGAACCACCUAUCCCGACUCUAAUUCAGAACAGACCCGAGUUGUUUGGAGCCGAAGGAUCAGCUCAGGCUCCUGUUGGUAGUAAUCAUGGUAACGUCGAGCCUGCACAGCCUGAUCUUGAUAUGGAUGCUAUUAGACGGAGCUUCACCGUUGAACAUCAACCCUCCCAUCCUUUCGUCUAUCGCUUCGGACCAGUCCCAUCCGCGCCCGAGUCCGAUCCGACGAUGAAUAUCAAUUUCAGCAGCACUCUCUCGACUAUUCCUUCACCGCACCCAAACACACCCUUAUUAUACGAUCCUCUGUUUGGAUUCAGUGGACCAACGCUCGGCAGUAAUGGGAUAGGGUUCGAAAAUAAUAUCUUUUGGGGUGAAGAGUAAACACCUUGCCGGACUUCUCUCC